AUGUCCAUGCAUGCAGUCAGUCAUCACGAUAUCAAUAUCAUAAGCCAAGCUGCCGGGCCAAAGAAAUCACAGAUUGAUAAAACCAGAACCAACUUAUCUCAAAAAGCCUCUCCCUCUCCCCCCAAACAGGAUCCUCAUUCUGGCUGUCCAGCCGCGUCUUUUCAUGCCCGGGUUCAGACUGCCCUACCCGCGGAGCACAAUUCACCAGUUGAAUUCUUUGAUGAGACUUGCGGACCUAAAUUUUGCACAUGCCCGACCCUUGUCAGAACCACUGAGCCAGUUUCUGAGUUUUCUGGAGAGAGUUUGGGCACAGAAGAAGAGAUGCUGAGCAUGAAAGAGAAAUUGGAGAGAUCAGGAUCUUUGGCACUGAAGGAAAUUGUUAGAAUCAUGAAGGAUAUCAACAAACACAGCGUAUAUCAGACAACUCUCAAGUGGGUCAAGGUCUCAGUACCAGGAGUGCUGUUGGGACCUGCUUGA
Puccinia graminis f. sp. tritici CRL 75-36-700-3 is the source of this 477-nucleotide messenger RNA. RefSeq lists its product as uncharacterized. NCBI's taxonomy places the organism in Eukaryota, Fungi, Basidiomycota, Pucciniomycetes, Pucciniales, Pucciniaceae. The transcript is spliced from 3 exons. The record is from RefSeq and is a predicted model, not a curated record. The coding region runs from base 1 to 477 and encodes 158 amino acids.